Ectocarpus sp. CCAP 1310/34 is the source of this 681-nucleotide messenger RNA. Lineage: Eukaryota; Phaeophyceae; Ectocarpales; Ectocarpaceae. The record is from the annotation of a GenBank genome assembly.
AUGCGCGACCGACCACGAUCACAUGUGCUCUCUUCUUCAACACCGUGCGUCCUGAUGGCGCUUACUGGGGUAAAUCAUGACGUCCUGGGCUUCGUUUCCCAAAGUAUCGCACCGACGGCUGCAGUACGGAGCGCAUGCCGUGCAUGCCUCAGAACAUGCGGGACCGCCGCCGCUGCUGAAGGACUCUCCCAUCCAGCAGCCGUACGGCACGCUGUCAAGAGGAGCCGAUUUGAUUGUGCGCUUGGCUGUGCUUCUGCGGCCACUGGAACGAGCAGGCCACUGGAGCUGUGGCUUGAUGCGAGAGGGGCAAAGGCAGACGGAGCCAUCAGCGGGUGGGCUCUCUUCCAAGACCAGGCCGAUACAGUCCUGUGCGACGACAAUACGACUGGCGAACUUAGGUCGACGUCGAAAAGGCAAGGGACCACGAGACCCUUCGCGGUUGCCUCGUCGUGCAAACGCCCCAACCCAUUGGGUGUUGCUUUGACGCUGUCCUAUAUGUUGGUGGGACGGAGUCUCGUUGUGAAGGAUGACGGGAAGCUCGUGGACGAGAAGGGCACCGUGGUGGGGGCAUCGCUGGAGGUGACGGACCCCAAGAGUCAGAGCCGAGCCCUUUCCCUCGUCGGCUCGGUCGAUUGGAUACAGGCAAGAGCACCAAUUUCGAAUUUUCUGCGGUACUGCUGA